CUGAGAGACCCACUCUCUGCCGACUGCUUUUCUCAUCAUGUUUAUACAAGGCUAUACAAAAAAAAAAAAAGUGCUGCAGAGCCUUGACCAUUCCUCCAUCACUCAUUAACAUACAUGCCUGCCGAGACCAAACGCAAGUUCCAGACAGGACAGCCCGUUUCCACCAGGAGGAGGGCCAAGAAGGUCAAACUAGCUGCUGUCCAGGCCCAGAAAGCUGCUACCACACCCUCGAAGAAGGACCAGCGCAAAGCGACAAGACCUUCAAGGCCUAGCAAAGAGCACAAGGCAACGGCACCAUCAGCAGCAGCAUACGAUUCUGAAGGAGAUUUGGAGAAUGAAGAGCAGGAUAUUGACCAUGACGAUGAAGACGAGGAUCAAUCUGACCUGGAUGGCGAAGACACACAAGAUCAGGGAGAGGAUAAUGGACAUCAUGUCUUGGCUGAGCACGAAUCAGAUAGCGACGACGACGAAGAUGAAGGAGCAGAGCAGGAGCCAAUUGGCAAGGGAAAGAAGGGCUACAGAAAAAAGACCAAGAAACCAAGUGGAAAGAAGGGCAAAGUCUUUGCAGAUACCAACGCGAUGCUGAGUAUUAUUGAUCAGGUGGCAGGAAAAGAAGAAGAGCGCGCGCAGGCCAAGCAAGCACAAAUGGGCAAGAUCAAGUCCAAAUUGAGUGCAAAGGAGCAGAAGCAGGCUGAGAAAGAAAAGGCGAAGAAGGCGCUAAUCGAAGAGAAGAUUGAGGAGAUCAAGCGGAAAAAGACAGAGAAGCGCAAGGAGUCGAAGCACAGGGCAGCAGAACAGGAAGCCGAGGCCAAUGCAUCCUCAGGCAAGAAGUCGGUAUCAUUCCAGAUGUAACAACAGCAAUAAUAAACCAGGGAAUGGACUCCGUUGCUAUGCAAUUGGAAUGAAGGC
Gamsiella multidivaricata is the source of this 909-nucleotide messenger RNA. RefSeq lists its product as uncharacterized. The record is from RefSeq and is a predicted model, not a curated record. Bases 115 to 852 code for a protein of 245 amino acids. Lineage: Eukaryota; Fungi; Mortierellomycota; Mortierellomycetes; Mortierellales; Mortierellaceae. The transcript is spliced from 3 exons.